Molecule: messenger RNA, 1565 nt
Organism: Pseudocercospora fijiensis CIRAD86
Lineage: Eukaryota; Fungi; Ascomycota; Dothideomycetes; Mycosphaerellales; Mycosphaerellaceae
Exons: 7
Coding region: 1-1470 (489 amino acids)
Biological process (GO): transmembrane transport
Cellular component (GO): membrane
Molecular function (GO): transmembrane transporter activity
Source: RefSeq, a predicted model, not a curated record
AUGGCGACCUUCGACACCGGAACAAAACACCGCGAGGGUGUAGAGCACCUGGAGCGAAACGAGCAUUCACCCGUCCCGGCAAACAAGUAUGAUCUCGACAUCGACUUCUCUCCGGCCGAACAGCGCAAGAUCAUCCAUCGAAUCGAUCGACGCCUCAUCAUAACAAUCGGAAUCAUGUAUUGCGUUUCUCUAAUGGAUCGCACAAACUUGAGCAACGCGGCAAUCGCAGGCAUGACAACAGAGCUAUAUUUGAUCGGAUUCCGAUAUUCGAUUAUUACUCUUGUUUUCUUCAUUACGUAUGUGAUGUUCCAGCCUCCAGCGACGGUACUUUGCAAAAAGAUUGGCCCCAGGUGGUUUUUGAGUGUUAUUACAUUUCUGUGGGGAUGUUUGAUGAUUGGAAUGGGAUUUGUUGACACCUGGAGCACACUCGCCGGGCUCCGAGUCAUUUUGGGGUUACUUGAAGCUGGAUUUUUUCCUGGAUGCGUUUAUCUGCUCAGCACAUGGUACGUACGAUAUGACAUGGGCAAGCGUUAUGCCUUCUUCUACCUCCUCGGCAUGCUUGCAAGCGCCUGUUCCGGCAUUCUUGCCUUUGGCUUGAUGCAGAUGAAUGGACUCGCUGGCAUGGGUGGAUGGCGAUGGAUCUUCGUCAUGGAAGGUAUAAUCACCGUCCUCAUCGCCAUCGGCGGCUUCUGCUUCCUCGUCCCAUUCCCAGACGACAGCCCACACAAGUGUUGGGGAUUCCUGAACGAGCGUGAAGUGCAAUGGGUCAUCGCCCGCGUCGAAGCCGAUCGAGCAGAUACCAAAACCGAGCCCUUCAACCUCCUCAAAUUCCUGAAACCCGCCAGUGACCCGAAAGUCUGGGGCUUCGCUCUCAUCUUCUUCUGUUUGACAACCGUCACUUACGCCCUCGCAUACUUCCUCCCAAUCAUCUUAAGAGAAGGAAUGGGCUUUAGCGUCGGUGCAUCACAAUGUCUAACCACACCACCCUACGCUUUCGCUGGUAUCGUGAUGUUCAUCACAGCUUGGAUCGGAGACAAAUACCACGUCCGCGGUCCCCUGCUCAUUUUCAACGCUACCUUGUGCAUCAUUGGACUGGCACUGAUGGGCUGGGUCGAUAUCCUCGGCGUUCGAUAUUUUGGCGUAUUCCUGACGUGCGCUGGAGCGAACGCGAACAUUCCUCAAUGCAUGACUUACCAGGGCAACAAUAUCCGCGGUCAAUGGAAGCGGGCCUUCUGCUCUGCGACUUUGGUCGGGUUUGGUGGGAUCGGAGGUAUUGCGGGCUCUUUGGUUUUCCGAAAACAGGAUGCUCCGGAGUACUUGCCCGGACUUUGGGCGUGUAUGGCGGCGUGUUUGUUGAUCAUCGUUACGGUUUGUGUUUUGGACACGUAUUUCUAUUUUGCGAAUAAGAAGGCUGAUCGGGGUGGGUUCGCGAUUGAGGGGGCUGAUGAUGGGUUCCGGUAUACUUACUGAGGAUGAAGGCGGAAAGUAUGUCAGGCGCUCAGCGAAGACAGUUCCAAUCGAUAGCACGCACGUAUACAGCUGAACUCGAAUCUGGCUCGCACGUG